Molecule: messenger RNA, 5233 nt
Organism: Propithecus coquereli (Coquerel's sifaka)
Lineage: Eukaryota; Metazoa; Chordata; Mammalia; Primates; Indriidae
Gene: ARHGAP23
Product: Rho GTPase activating protein 23
Exons: 24
Coding region: 1-4503 (1500 amino acids)
Biological process (GO): signal transduction
Molecular function (GO): protein binding
Source: RefSeq, a predicted model, not a curated record
AUGAAUGGAGUCGCCUUCUGCCUGGUCGGGAUCCCGCCCCGCCCGGAGCCCCGGCCCCCCCAGCUGCCACUGGGCCCGAGAGAUGGGUGCUCUCCUAGGCGCCCCCUCCCCUGGCAGGGGCCGAGGACGCUACUGCUGCACAAAAGUCUCCAGGAUGGCUUUGGCUUCACCCUGCGCCACUUCAUCGUGUACCCACCUGAGUCGGCCGUGCACUGCAGCCUGAAGGAGGAAGAGAAUGGAGGCCGAGGAGGAGGACCCUCCCCCUGGCCCCGCCUGGAGCCCAUGGACACCAUCUUUGUCAAGAAUGUGAAGGAUGCUGGCCCUGCCCACAGGGCAGGGCUUCGCACAGGAGACCGGCUGGUGAAGGUGAACGGGGAGAGCGUCAUUGGGAAGACCUACUCCCAGGUCAUAGCUCUGAUCCAGAACAGUGAUGACACUCUGGAACUCUCCAUCAUGCCCAAGGACGAGGACAUCCUCCAGCUGGCCUACUCGCAGGACGCCUACCUGAAGGGGAACGAGCCGUAUUCUGGAGAGGCCCGCAGCAUCCCAGAGCCGCCCCCAAUCUGCUACCCCCGCAAGACCUACGCCCCACCGGCCCGGGUCUCCACCUGGGCCACUAUGGUGCCUGAGCCCGUCUCAGCACUGCCUAGUGACCCCCGGAGUCCUACUGCCUGGAGUGACCCGGGGCCCCGUGUCCCGUCUUCCACCCGUGCCCACCUGGACAACUCUUCCUUGGGGAUGAGCCAGCCCCGCCCCAGCCCUGGUGCCUUCCCCCACCUUCCCUCGGAGCCCCGGACGCCCCGUGCCUUUCCGGAGCCUGGCAGCCGGGUGCCCCCCAGCAGACUGGAGUGCCAGCAGGCCUUGUCACACUGGCUGUCGAACCAAGUCCCCCGCAGGGCGGGUGAGAGACGGUGCCCAGCCAUGCCUCCCCGGGCCCGCAGCGCCUCCCAGGACCGGCUGGAGGAGGUGACUGCCCACCGCCCGUGGCCCUGCUCCACCUCCCAGGAUGCCUUGAGCCAGCUGGGCCGGGAGGGCUGGCACCGAGCUCGCUCAGAUGACUACCUGAGCCGGGCCACCCGCUCAGCUGAGGCACUGGGGCCAGGGGCACUGGUGUCGCCCCGCUUCGAGCGCUGUGGCUGGGCUUCCCAGCGUCCAUCUGCCCGCACCCCUGCCUGCGCACCUCGGGACCUGCCAGGGCCCCAGGCCCCACCCCCACCUGGCCUGCAGGGCCUGGAUGACAUCGGGUACAUCGGGUACCGGAGCUACAGCCCAUCAUUCCAGCGCCGGACUGGCCUCCUGCACGCGCUUUCCUUCCGGGACUCACCCUUUGGGGGGCUGCCCACCUUCAACUUGGCCCAGUCCCCUGCACCAUUCCCACCAGAAGCUGCCGAACCACCCAGGGUUGUGCGGCCAGAACCUGGUGCCCGGGCCCUGGAGCCUCCCGCCGAGGACCGCCGCGAUGAGGUGGUCCUGAGGCAGAAGCCUCCGACGGGCCGCAAGAUCCAGCUGACCCCUGCCAGACAGAUGAACCUUGGACUUGGUGACGAGCCCCCAGAGCCAGAGGCCAGUGGGCGAGGGGAGCGUCUAGGCAGGAAGGUGGCCCCUUUGGCCACUACUGAAGACUCUCUGGCUUCCAUCCCCUUCAUUGAUGAACCCACCAGCCCCAGCAUUGACCUCCAAGCCAAGCACGUCCCCGCCUCCGCUGUUGUCUCCAGUGCCAUGAACUCAGCCCCCGUCCUGGGCACCAGCCCGUCCUCCCCAACCUUCACCUUUGCCCUUGGCCGCCAUUACUCGCAGGACUGCAGCAGCAUCAAGGCUGGCCGCCGCUCCUCCUACCUGCUGGCCAUCACCACGGAGCGCUCCAAGUCCUGCGACGAUGGGCUCAACACCUUCCGGGAUGAGGGCCGGGCUCUGCGGCGCCUGCCGGACCGAGUGCCCAGCCUGCGGGUGCUUCGCAGCUUCUUCACCGAUGGGUCCUUGGAUAGCUGGGGCACCUCCGAAGAUGCUGACGCCCCUUCUAAGCGACAUUCAACCUCUGACCUCUCAGAUGCGACCUUCAGCGAUAUCAGGAGAGAAGGCUGGUUGUGUUACAAACAGAUCCUCACCAAGAAGGGGAAGAAAGCGGGCAGCGGCCUGCGCCAGUGGAAGCGGGUGUACGCCGCGCUGCGGGCGCGCUCGCUCUCGCUGAGCAAGGAGCGGCGGGAGCCCGGGCCGGCGGCGGGGGCUGCGGCGGCCGGCGCAGGUGAGGACGAGGCGGCGCCCGUCUGCAUCGGCUCCUGCCUGGUGGACAUCUCCUACAGCGAGACCAAGAGGAGGCACGUGUUCCGGCUGACCACCGCUGACUUCUGUGAAUAUCUCUUUCAGGCUGAGGACCGGGAUGACAUGCUGGGCUGGAUCAGAGCGAUCCGAGAGAACAGCAGGGCCGAGGGCGAGGACCCCGGCUGUGCCAACCAAGCUCUGAUCAGCAAGAAGCUUAAUGAUUACCGCAAAGUAAGCCAUAGCUCUGGGCCCAAAGCUGACUCCUCCCCCAAAGGCUCUCGUGGCCUGGGGGGCCUCAAGUCUGAGUUCCUCAAACAGAGUACAGCACGGGGCCUCCGCACUCAGGACCAGCCCGCAGGGAGCAAGGAUGACAGUGCUGCUACCUCCAGAACCCCCUGGAGCAUCAACAUCAUCAAGAAGAACAAGAAGGCAGCCCCGAGAGCAUUUGGGGUCCGGCUUGAGGAGUGCCAGCCGGCCACGGAGAACCAGCGCGUCCCCCUGAUUGUGGCUGCGUGCUGUCGCAUCGUGGAGGCACGGGGGCUGGAGUCCACGGGCAUUUACCGAGUGCCCGGCAACAAUGCCGUGGUGUCCAGCCUGCAGGAGCAGCUCAACCGUGGGCCCGGUGACAUCAACCUGCAGGAUGAGCGCUGGCAAGAUCUCAACGUGAUCAGCAGCUUGCUCAAGUCCUUCUUCCGGAAGCUGCCCGAGCCUCUCUUCACUGAUGACAAAUACAACGACUUCAUCGAGGCCAACCGCAUUGAAGACUCGAGGGAGCGGAUGAAGACUCUACGGAAGCUGAUCCGAGAUCUCCCGGGACACUACUAUGAAACGCUCAAAUUCCUUGUGGGCCAUCUCAAGACCAUUGCUGACCACUCGGAGAAAAACAAGAUGGAGCCCCGGAACCUGGCCCUGGUCUUCGGACCGACACUGGUGAGGACGUCUGAGGACAACAUGACGGACAUGGUGACCCACAUGCCUGACCGCUACAAGAUCGUGGAGACACUGAUCCAGCAUUCAGACUGGUUCUUCAGCGACGAGGAGGACAAGGGAGAGAGAACCCCUGUGGAUGACAAGGAUCCUCAGUCAGUGCCCAACAUCGAGUACCUCCUGCCCAACAUUGGCAGGACAGUGCCCCCUGGUGACCCGGGUUCGGAUUCUACCACCUGUAGUUCAGCCAAGUCCAAGGGCUCGUGGGCCCCCAAGAAGGAGCUGUACGCCCGGGAGAUGCUGGCGAUCUCCUUCAUCUCGGCGGUCAACCGCAAGCGGAAGAAGCGGCGGGAGGCGCGGGGACUGGGCAGCAGCACCGACGACGACUCGGAGCAGGAGGCGCACAAGCCCGGGGCGGGGGUGCCGGCGCCGGGGACCCAGGGGCGGCCGGAAGGGCAGCUGCAGGGCGCCGCUGCCCCCGAGGCCCCCGGGCGCCUCAGCCCCCCGGCGGCGCCAGAGGAGCGGCCGGCCGCGGACACGCGCUCCAUCGUCUCGGGCUACUCCACGCUCUCCACCAUGGACCGCAGCGUGUGCUCGGGCGCCAGCGGCCGGCGGGCGGGCGCGGGGGACGAGGCGGACGACGAGCGCAGCGAGCUGAGCCACGUGGAGACGGACACGGAGGGUGGCGCGGCGGGCGCGGGGCCGGGCGGACGCCUGACACGCCGGCCCUCCUUCAGCUCGCACCACCUCAUCCCCUGCGACACCCUGGCGCGGCGCCGCCUGUCCCGGAGCCGCCCGGACGGCGAGGGCGCGGGCGCGGGUGCGGGCCGGGGGACUCCCCGCGCCGCCGAGCUGCCGGGCUCGGCCUCGUCCAGCAGCCAGGAGUCGCUGCGCCCCCCUGCGGCGGCGGCGGCGGCGGCGGUGCUGGGCUCGCGGCCCUCGCGCAUCGAGGCCCUGCGGCUGCGCCUCCGCGGCACGGCCGACGACAUGCUGGCCGUGCGGCUGCGGCGGCCGCUGUCGCCCGAGACGCGGCGGCGCCGGAGCAGUUGGCGCCGCCACACGGUGGUGGUGCAGAGCCCGCUGACCGACCUCAACUUCAACGAGUGGAAGGAGCUGGGCGGAGGGGGCUCCCCGGAGCCCGCGAGCCCGCGGGCACACAGUGACAACAAGGACUCCGGCCUCAGCAGCUUGGAGUCCACCAAGGCGAGGGCCCCGUCGUCCGCGGCCUCGCUGCCGCCCGCGCCCGGGGACCCGGGGGCCCUGCAGAGCCAGCCUCUGCGCCGCUCCGCCACCUCCCGCCUCCAUCAGUGUCUGUGACACCCCUCCCUAGAGCCCCUUGGGAAAUAGGCGUCUUCUCUGACCCGUACCCCUCCUCUGUUGCCCCUGGGUGCAUCGGGUGAGGGUAGGGGAGCCAUGUGCUGGAGUUGGUGGGGGCGGCCAGAGAGUGGAUGGAAGGCGGGGUUCCGGAGGGAAUGCGAGGGAGAGGAGAGGGGUGGGCUGCCGGGUCGGUGUCCCUGCAUAUGCGCCUGACUGGGCCCUUCUGGGCUUCCUGUGGCUGCACUUAGGGACUCUUGUGGACCAUGGGUGUGGCUAGGGAACUCCCAAGUUUCAGACUAAAGAUACUGGCUGAUGCUGGCUUUUUGCUUUCCUCUCCUCCGCCCCCCCACCCCAGCUCCAAAGGGAGAGAUGUUUGUGUCUGGGGAGAGGAGGUGCAAGGGGGAUGGUGUCGAUGGGGCAGGGGGACUUCUGUGUGCGAGUGUGUGUAGUCACUGUCCAAAGGUGUUUCCAGUAGCAACUUCGACACCCCUGCCCACUUUGUCCCCCGCCAGGGCUCCCAGCCUUAGGUGCACACAGGGAUCCUGCCCCGCCUUGUCAGAGCCAGAGAAGGGGGUUGGGACCCCUCCAAGGAGGCAGGACUGAAACCCUCACCAGGGUUACUCCACCCCCAUCCUUUUGCCAACCUCUAAAUCACCCCCACCCCCAAGCACUUUGACCACGGGAGCUGCCUGUUCCCCAGUUUUGGGAAGGUCUGGGUCCCCCUGCUGGU